AGAAAAAAGUGACAGAAAGUGGAAAAUUGAUUAGUGACACCAUCGCUAUAAAUAGGAAAAAAAAAUAAUAACAACAAAAUAAAUAAAAAAAUAGGCGACAUCGAUAAUGAAGCAGAAAGCAAAAAAACGGAACCCUCCGUAAUCCCAACAAAAAAAACGAGUAAAAGAAAAGCAAUCUCGCCAAAAACGGACAAAGAAAACAACAUUAGCAUAAGACUUUCCGCGCAAAAAACGCGGAAACUCAACCCACAACCAAAACUAGUGGGAAGGUCCAAAAGACUACCAGACAACCCGGAAAACACAGAAGAAGAUCUCGUUCUAAUCCAAGAAGAAAACAAUACACAAGAUCCCACCGUCAAAGAAAGCAAAACCAUGAAAACUACAAGAAGCCCUCCCUCACCAGUGAUACCAACAAAAAACAGAUUUGAAGUGUUACAAACACAGGAAACCACCAUACCUCAACAACAGAAUCACACUCAAGCAACGUCAACAAAAGAAUCAACAAUACAAAAUGCGAUCGUGGAAGCCAUAAGAAAGAAGAACAAUGAAAUGCGAAUCAAAGCAAACAGGAGGACUACGUCCACAUUGGGAACACCACACACCCAAGAAAAAUCAAACGACACACGAACAAACAGCCCCCUCGCCCCACCUAGGAGGCCGCCGACACCACAAAAUCAACACACUCAUCUGAUCAAACCAAAAGAGCAACCCCCACCGACAAAGACACCGAUGGAACAAGCACAACAGGAACAGCCCACCAACCACCCCACAGAGGAACAACAGGACGCCCCCUCACCCACAAAAGCCAACUCUCAUACCACGUUGAGAGCACUCGUUCUCGUCGAGUCGACUGCGAACCUCCGAGCCAAACGGACCUCUCAGCCCUAAAAAAAAAAAAGGGACAGCUGACCCAGACCCGAACAGUGCACGCGCCAACUUGACAAUCUUUCGCGUAGAGAAAGUCUAAGUGAAAAAAAAGAAAAAAGUGACAA
This is a messenger RNA of Bombus pascuorum, 992 nucleotides long. Its product is annotated as POU domain, class 6, transcription factor 2-like. Bases 373 to 888 code for a protein of 171 amino acids. The transcript has 2 exons. The record is from RefSeq and is a predicted model, not a curated record. NCBI's taxonomy places the organism in Eukaryota, Metazoa, Arthropoda, Insecta, Hymenoptera, Apidae.